Molecule: messenger RNA, 1233 nt
Organism: Chironomus riparius
Lineage: Eukaryota; Metazoa; Arthropoda; Insecta; Diptera; Chironomidae
Source: the annotation of a GenBank genome assembly
CGAAGAGGUUAACUUUGAAAUUCCUGCUGAUUUUUUAUUUUGUAAUAAUCAUUACAGUGCAAAAUUCAAGGACUUUACAAAACUACUGAAGCAAAUCUACACAAAAUUUUAGAAGAUUAUCGCUGUAGCUUGAUAUUAACAACUGUGCUUAUCUGAGCCUUUAAAAUAUCAAAAUAAUGUCGAAGUUACUGAACCUUAACCUUUUGUGCUUGAUUGUAAUACUAAAUCUGAACUUAAAAUUUGCCUCAGCCUACAAAUGUGAGUUUAAAAACACUAAAUACUGGGUGGGUUCAUAUUAUAGCUGCAACAUCCUGCCUAAUUCCAAUAAAGCUGAAAAGCAUUUUGCUGGUAAAAAUGACAAUGAUGUCAAGGCUGUUGUUUUCUAUGGAGGAAAACUUGGAAUUCAGCGAUUUUCAAAGUCAGAAGCUUCAUUUUUUGAUAGAUUCCAAACUUUAAACUCGAUAUCUGUUAAUGCUGUCAAAUCGAUUGAUGGAAAUUCUAUCCAGAAGUUUGGAGAUUUGAAGGUUUUUGAACUCGCUAACACUGAAGUUCGUGAGUUGCCUGAAAAUUUCUUUUCUGGAAAUUCAAAACUUCAUGAAAUUAUAUUAACCGAUAACAAGUUGACAUCUUUGCCCGAAAAUAUAUUUGCAAAUCUUAAGGAACUGAAAUUUCUACGCUUAGAAAAGAAUCAACUCAAUGACUUGCCAGCAAACAUCUUUAAGCCACUCAAAAAAAUCAAAAUUUUAUCUCUUGAAGGAAAUAAAAUACAAACUUUAAAUCCAGCUUGGUUUGAACCAUUGGGACACUUGGAAAAAUUAGUCAUUGGAUAUAAUCAAAUUUCAGAUUUACCCAAAAACAUUUUCAGCUCAUUAGUAAAUUUAGAUUUCCUAGCUGCUGAUUUCAAUCGUCUAACAACCAUCCAUGCAGAUUCAUUUGGAGAUAUCAAAGAAUUGUACUUUGUGACUUUUAGUGACAACAAAAUUAACGCAAUUGAUGGGAAAAUUGUCGAUAUCUUCAAGCUUGAUUGGCUUGGUGUUGACAAUAAUGUCUGUAUAAAGGAUUUUAUCUUCCAACAGGCAACAGCAAAACAGGAAUUGAAGGCAUGUUUUGAUAACUAUCAACCUAGGAAUCAAUAGAUUCAUGUGAUGAACAAACAUUGAAUUAAGCAUCACAAGCAUUUAAUUUAUGAAUCGUAUUAAUAAAAUGACUUUAUAAAAAAUAUUUAUGAAUCAA